Messenger RNA from Macroventuria anomochaeta, 2712 nucleotides. RefSeq names its product DNA repair and recombination protein RAD26. Gene Ontology annotation, molecular function: ATP-dependent chromatin remodeler activity; DNA translocase activity; ATP binding. The coding region runs from base 1 to 2712 and encodes 903 amino acids. Gene Ontology annotation, cellular component: nucleus. The record is from RefSeq and is a predicted model, not a curated record. Gene Ontology annotation, biological process: double-strand break repair via homologous recombination; reciprocal meiotic recombination. Lineage: Eukaryota; Fungi; Ascomycota; Dothideomycetes; Pleosporales; Didymellaceae. The transcript has a single exon.
AUGAAGCCGUUCAAGCCUUUCAAGCCCCUCUCAGUCGCCGGAAGAGUCAACACGCUCAAUGGCCCGCCACCACCCAAGAAACGACGCCUGUCCGAGUCCGAGGACGACGAGCCUCUGCUGCGCGCUGCACCCGCAAACCGAAAGCCGCUGAUUGACACACACAAUCCUACACCGCCUCAAACACCUCCAGUAGACUCCAGUAGCAGCUACUACACGGUGUUAUGGCGAAAGUAUACCACGAAGAAGAACAAGACAUGGGACGGUGACGGCGUGCUGGCUGUGGUGAACGGCUAUGGUGUUCUCACGGACAGCGACUCGGGCAAGGAGAUGGGUAAAGGGGUGUGCAAUCGACCGCUCCUCCCUGGUUCGGCGCUGUCAAUUGGUGGCAAGGAGCUUGAAAUCGAUGGUGUCAUUGACAAGAAGGACUAUCUGUCCGGUCGCAUGUUCAUGGGCAAGGCGGCAGCUACACCGGUCGAGCAGACGACCAAGCGCGUGGAACCUGGGUACAGGCCACUAUCUGCGAGCAAGCCGCUGCCCACCAGCAAGUCCAAGGUGAAGAGGACCGAGUCUUCGAGCAGCGCUAAGAGCGCGGUUCCCGAGUACACUCCAUCCUUGAACAGGAAGCAGCAGUUCAAGACACCACUGCUGUCCAACACAGUGCUUCCGCAGCGCAACUAUCCGAUACCCACACCUCGCCACGACCCGAACACGCUGAACGCGCUGGUCAUGAAGCGGCCUACAAUAGUACCCAAGGGGAAGCAAAUUGUGGAUGUUGUUGUCGAUCCCGUGCUGAGCAAACACUUAAGAGACCACCAACGGGAAGGCGUUAAGUUUCUGUACGAAUGUGUGAUGGGCAUGCGAAGUGAGGGCGAAGGUGCCAUCAUGGCUGACGAGAUGGGCCUUGGAAAGACUUUGCAGACCAUCACCCUGCUUUGGACGCUUCUCAAGCAGAACCCGAUCCACGACAGCCCACCAGCUAUCACAAAGGCGCUCAUCGUAUGUCCAGCUGGUCUGGUUGACAACUGGAAGCGUGAGUUUCGCAAGUGGCUCGGCAACGAGAGGAUUGGAGUCUAUGUCGCUGACGCGAAGAACAAGAAGAUCGCCAACUUCACCAUGGGCAAAGCCUACAACGUCCUGAUCAUCGGAUAUGAGAUGCUUCGGACCGUGCAGGAAGAGCUCAAGAAGGGCGCAGGUGUCGACAUCGUUAUUGCAGAUGAGGGCCAUCGCUUGAAGACUGCGAACAACAAGUCCAUGCAGGCUAUCCAGUCACUCAAUACCGAGCGACGCAUCAUCCUGUCUGGCACGCCGCUGCAGAACGAUUUAGGCGAGUUUUACACUGCGAUCGACUUUGUCAACCCCGGUCUUCUCGGUCAGCGAGCUGCUUUCAAGCGUGCAUUCGAAGCGCCCAUUCUUCGGAGCCGUCAGCCAGACGCGAGCGUGUCAGAGCUGGAGAAGGGCGAGGCACGAUGGCAGGAACUAGUGUCUUUGACCAGCAAGUUCAUGAUACGGCGUACCGCGGAUGUAUUGUCGAAGUAUCUGCCCCCAAAGACAGAGCACAUCGUUUUCUGCAGACCGACGAAAGCCCAAGCUGAGGCUUACCGUAACAUCUUGGCCUCACCUCUGUUCACCGCAGCUUAUGGCAACAUGGACAUGGCCCUGCAGCUGAUUACCAUCUUGAAGAAAGUCUGCAACAGUCCAUCGCUGCUGAAGUCAAAGAAGGACAGCGACGGUAAAGAGUCGGAGACAAUAGAAUCCAUUCUCCCGCUGAUUCCACCGCACAUCCUGAACUCGCACGCUUCGAGCACCAAGCUGCGUCUGCUUGACAGCCUUGUGCAUCGCCUGUACACCACUACAGAAGAAAAGAUCGUCAUCGUUUCGAACUACACGAUGACUCUCGACAUGAUCGAGCGACUGUUGACUUCAUUGUCGUACACCUAUCUGCGCCUGGAUGGAAGUACCCCAGCAAGCAAGCGACAAGGCCUCGUCGAGAAGUUCAACAAGACCUCCAAAGCCACAAAUUUCGCCUUCCUCCUCUCCGCCAAAUCCGGUGGUGUCGGUCUCAACCUCAUCGGCGCAUCACGCAUCGUACUCUUUGACAUCGACUGGAACCCCGCCACCGAUUUGCAGGCCAUGGCCCGCAUCCACCGCGAUGGUCAGAAGCUGCCCUGCAAAGUCUACAGGUUCCUUGUCCAAGGCGGUCUUGAUGAGAAGAUCUACCAGCGCCAAGUCAUGAAAAUGGGGCUCGCUAAUGCUGUUGUUGAUAACAAACAGUCCGCAUCAUCUUUCUCCAGAGAUGAAUUGCGCGAUUUGUUCCGCUUGGACGAUCGCGAGACAUGUCAGACGCAUGAUCUGCUCGGUUGCACGUGUGACUGCACGGGUGCUCCCGAGGUCAGGCUUGAGGAAUCUAUCGAUGUUGACGAAGAUGAUGACAGCGAUGACGACAGGCCGCUUCUGCCUGGCUUGAAGAAGGCGAGCGAGGUUAAUAUUGAGGAGCAGGAGGCGGAGAUUGAGAGUCGUCGGAAGGCGAAAAUGCCGAAGCUGAGGAUGCUGAUGGAGUAUCGACAUAUUGAUGCGAAGCACCUGCGUGGAGAUGGGGAAGAUGGUGUGGACAUGGAAGAGCUGGCCGUUGCGGUGGAUGAUGAUGUGUUCCUUGAGACGUUGAAGCAGAGUGAGAGUAACGUCGGGUUCUUGUUGACGAAAUCGAGUUCUUAG